Puccinia triticina is the source of this 3192-nucleotide messenger RNA. RefSeq lists its product as uncharacterized. The transcript has 4 exons. The coding region runs from base 1 to 3192 and encodes 1063 amino acids. NCBI's taxonomy places the organism in Eukaryota, Fungi, Basidiomycota, Pucciniomycetes, Pucciniales, Pucciniaceae. Gene Ontology annotation, molecular function: protein binding. The record is from RefSeq and is a predicted model, not a curated record.
AUGGCCACUCUCCACAGGCGAACACCUCGCCGACAAUUCUCUUCCCUGCUUUCCUCUGCAUUCUUGCUUCUGUCCUCUCCUGCACUCUCGGCCGACCCUGCUUCACAUCCAGAUGGCUCUCAACCCCGAUGGGGACAAGCCUCCCUUCUUCUAUCAGAUAACUCGCUGUUGGUCUACGGUGGAAAGUCGCCCGCAGGUGGAGGAUACACGUUCAGCAGCUCUCCCAAUACCGACGAUCUGAUUUCUCUUUCUCUCAAUAGCUCAUUCUCCACAUCAUCUCCCCCAUGGCAAUAUCUCUCCGGCUCCAGACUAUCUCAAGGAUCUUCACAGCUGGUCUCAUACGCGACUCUCGCCUCCUUGGUGGAACCAACGGCCACCGAUCCAGGAAUCAUCCUAUCCUUUGGGGGGGAUGUCAGCUCUUCGCCCAACCUGACAGGCACCGAUAGUUCAUGGAUCAUCAAUCUACCUCCGACUGGCCCGAGCACCCCCUCGACGGCUCCCGUCAAGCUCACACAGCAGGAUCCUACCUGGGCUCAGCAACCAAUGCGCCGGGUACGUCAUACGCUGAUCUCGGCCUCCAGUCCAACUUCACUUCGUCUGUGGGCUCUUGGAGGCCAGAGGGCAGAUGGCAGCCAGACCGUACUCGACGAACUAUGGCAGUAUGCCGCCCCUAAGUCUACCCCACUCCAAGGCACCUGGUCUCAGUGCUCUGGCGCACCAUCACCGACCUUUGAUCACGCUUCCGUCGCAAUGCUCGACUCUUCAAAUCAACUCAGAAUCUAUGCCAUGGGCGGUGUGGGUGCUAACAAGCAAGGCUUGGAUAUGUCAAAUCUUUACCGAUUUACUCCCGACCUCUCUUCAGAUAAGUGUACCGGCAGUUGGGAAACGAUUCCGCUGCGCACUGCUUCAGCUCCGACGGCCAGAAGGGGGCAUUCCAUAGUCAGCCUAUCAGCCACCCAGAUCUUGCUCUAUGGAGGCGCCUCAGCAGACGGCGAGCGCGUUUACAGCGAUCUUUGGCUUCUAGACCUUUCUGCGAUGAGCUGGAGUAAUCUGAACCCGGGAGAUAGAAACAGCCCUGGAGCGCGCUGGGGACAUACCAUGGUUCGAUUGGGCAGCAACGUCGUCGUGGCAUUUGGAUUCGGUAGCUUGGACACGAGCCAGGCUGCGUCAUCCAACGUUGGGAUCUACGAUUUGCAAAACCUCAAGUGGUCCGAAACCUACACACCUUCCACAGCCGAUGGCCGACCAGCCGCACAGCUGCCCCGUCCAGCCGACCCAGCCGCCCACGACCCGAACAGCUGGAAAGUCCCCGGGUCGAAAGACACCGUCAAGCCGCUCCCGGUCCCGCAUCCGCAUGACCCUUCCUCGCCGCCAACGACCGGUAAAAUCCUGGGCAUCACCUUUGGGAUCCUAGGCGCACUAGUUGUGGGCGUGGGCUCGGUGGUGGCAUACCGUUACCAGAAGAUAGUGAAGGGUCGGCGGGCAGUUGCAGCCGGCGCAUACCGACAAAAGGCAUAUGGGCCAGACUUUGGGGAUGGCGAUAGCCAGAACGAUGAUAAAGUACGACUGGUGAACCAGGAAGACAGUCUGCACGCGGCCCACACGAUCCCGCGAGCCCGGGCAGGCAUGAGUCACCGGCUGGAAAACACCGUCCCAGGUCCGUUGAAAGCCUUAGCCGGAGUCGGCGUCGGUGUUCGCGCGCUUUUGCCCCACAACAAGCGAAACAACAAACACAACGAGCGCUUCGAUAUCCUGGCUGAUGAAGAAAGCGAGGUCUGGGUGUGCACCGAGUCCGCCAGCCUGUCCGGCUACGACGCCAGUAGUCCUUCCUCUAGUUACAACCGUGAUAGACCAUUGAAGAAGUACGACGAAUGCUGCACCGAGCGGGUUCGGCUGCCACCCCCUCCACCUCUGCCGAUGUCCGAAGUCAAGCAGAAUCUUCCCUCCCUUGUUACUACGCGUGGUGGCUUACGAAUUUGGGAUGGGAUCGACGAACCUGCGGAAUCCCAAUGUGGAUUCGGCACCUCAACUAGUUUCCUUGGUGCCUCGCUGGCGCCAUGGAGUGAUGACGGUCGAGGCCCCUCCUCGGUUUCAGAGUAUGGACAGUACGAGUGCAUGCGGGAUUCCUCCGCACAGAUGAACUCGAUAGGUGGCCGAGGGUCGACCAGCUCCCACUUCCAACAAUCCUCUGGGGAAAGCUCCUCGCGACAUGACCCUUUUGCCGAUCCUUGCCCUGAGGAAGCCGGUCAUCAUACUCGAGAGGAGUCAGGAUACUCGACCAUUGAACUGGCGGAUUCUUCCCGAGCGAGCAACGCAACAUACGUCGCACCAGCCAACGAAGCCGAGACGGGAGAUCACUGGGGACACUCGGCCGCGGGCCUAUCAACCAUCAGUCUGAUCAGUACCCCUGCCAAUCCGUUCUUGUCACCAAAAACUCCUGAACGCGUCGGCAGUUGGUGGGGCCGGUUCAACAAGCAUAUUGUCGUUGAUCACUCAGAGUCACCCGGUGCCAUUCAUCCCAUCCGCGACCCAACACCGGCCCCUCCGAUUGCCCCGAUACAUCUCUCCAAAAAGACUCCGGAGCUAGCCGAAAACGUGAUCGAUGAGCACGGCAGAUCCCGGUCUGGAGACGUCAGUCAGCUCACCCACACCUCUCAGACCUCCAUACAAACGGCUACUUCGUCCAUGAUUGAAGCCGCGACAGCACACAUGACGGUUGUCCAGCGGCUGCGGUCGACAGACAGCAGCAGGAUAUCCGACUCGUCCUCCGUGCCCACCAGUUUUCAGAGCCUCAAACCAGCGAGCAUCGCGUCCCCGACGAUCCCAGAGUGCGAGCUAGCCACUGCGGGCCUGCCGCCGCUCGACAUGGCCGACCGUCCUCUAUCGCCUCGGCCCAAGGGCCCCCGUCUCAACUCGCCCGUCCUCGCCACCACGCCCCAUUCGUCGAUGCUUACGAUGGUCGACCCGCUGACGCCGGUCGAGCAAACCUUCGUCGAGCGUCCGGCCGCCAGACGCACCGAGACCGCCGGCUCUGUCGGCGUCCGCGCCAUGGUCAAGCAGUUCGAAACUCCCGCCCCCACCCCCGUCUCCGCUGAGCGCAAAACUAAACCUAAGCGCACCGGCGAGCGGGUCAAGGUCGAGCGUAGUCUGGUCAAAAAACCGCUGCUCUUCGUCGCCAAUCCGGAUAAAUAA